This is a messenger RNA of Nymphaea colorata (pocket water lily), 1205 nucleotides long. RefSeq lists its product as uncharacterized. The record is from RefSeq and is a predicted model, not a curated record. Bases 152 to 832 code for a protein of 226 amino acids. Lineage: Eukaryota; Viridiplantae; Streptophyta; Magnoliopsida; Nymphaeales; Nymphaeaceae. The transcript is spliced from 8 exons.
CGAUGGACGUUGCCAGCGGCGCGAGACUUCGCCCAUGUCACCUGAUCCGUCCCGCCCCUGAGAUUCUGCAACCCAAGUGAGUGAUAAGAGUGACGCCACAGAGCCCCUACUGGAGUCCUGGACCGCUUCUUCCUUUGGCAAGUCCAUCCAAAUGAUGGUUUCUUCUUCUUGUUUUUGUUCUUCCGCAAGCUUUACUUUCGUGCAUCAUGCCAACCGCUCAAAUGGCUGUUGCCGUCAUCGUCAUCUUGCUCUCCGGCCUCCGACGUCACCACCAUCCUGCGUCGUCGGGCAUCACCGGAUGCUGCAUUCCUUCUUCACGUUGACAGGCGUCAGCAGAUUGGUGGUGCCUCCCCAUCGCCUUAGAUCGUCGUCUCAAGGGCUUUCAGACGAACUGGUUGAUGGGCCAACUUUUGUUCCAUUGAACGCUGAUGAUCCAAGAUAUGGUCCACCAGCUCUGUUGCUGCUUGGCUUUAAACUUGAAGAAACAGAGAAGAUAAAAAAGCUUCUAGAUGAAUUAGAUGGUGGAUUUCUGAAGAUUAUUCAUUGUACAACUGAGAUGAUAGGUUGCUCCUUGUGGGAAGCAAUAAAUAGAGAACAACCCAUACUAGAGAAUAUCAAGGUGGCAAAGUCUCUCCCGAGAAUAUGCUUUCUGUCAGGAUUAACCGGAGAAGAGAUGAUGAUGUUCAUUGAUGCAUUCCCAGAAACGGGAUUGGAACCUACAUUGUUUGCAGCGCUUGUGCCAAAAAGUGCUAACAAACCACUGGAGGAGUUGAUUGAGGACAUCGUAGGGGACCAUGAAAUGCUGACUGCUAACCAGUCAACUCCACCUUGAGGUUUCCCAAUCAAGAAGUGGCUGGAAAUCGAGUGAAGUUUGUCAUGAAGCUGAUUGACAUGGACUGCCGUUCACAUUUCUUAUAUUGCAAAUGGAUGUAUGUUUACCACCAUAAGCAUUGAGGUUGGGGGGCGGGAGGGGAGGAGAGGAAGAAAAUUCUCAUGACAUACUUUGAAUAAGAUUUAUGUUUUAGCCAUAAAGUUGUAUGAAGCACAAGGAAAGAUAGCACAUGUUACGAGAAUGCAUGGCAUGUUAUGUGGUGUAGUGAAACAUAAAACAGGUUCGGUGGGUCGCCCGAUGAGACAAUCUGUAUUCAAGCCUUGUUUAUGUGCUUUGCUAAUUGCAUUUAUGAGAGGUGAUAUUUAACAUGGUA